Cercopithifilaria johnstoni is the source of this 789-nucleotide messenger RNA. Lineage: Eukaryota; Metazoa; Nematoda; Chromadorea; Rhabditida; Onchocercidae. The record is from the annotation of a GenBank genome assembly.
AUGGGAAAUAACUGUGUUGCAUGGGAAAGAUUCACGCCAAGUGGUCCUGUAGCUCUUCUACCACUUACUGAGAAUAUGAGUUCAGUGACAUGGUCGACAAGUACAGAGCAUGCCAAAGAAUUGCUUUCAUUACCACCAGAAGAAUUUGUUGACGAGCUCAAUGAAUUUCUGACCACUGAUAUUCAUCAGAAUUCCAUAACAAAUCAGUUUUUAUCACUAACAGAACAGCUAUUGAAAAGAGUGUUUUCCGUAAGCGAGAAGCCAGAACUUGCAUUUCCAACGGUCAUAUCCUUAUAUGAAGGUACUCGUGCUGGAUUUCCGUUGGCUUUUGGACAUAGCUAUAGUUAUGUUAAACCAAGAGCCGCGCUGAUUGGAGAUGCCGCUCAUCGUACUCAUCCAUUGGCUGGACAAGGAGUUAAUCUAGGAUGGAGUGAUGUGAAAAUAUUGCUAUGUUGCCUGGAGCAAUGUGUAAUCGAUGGCGGUGAUUUAGGUUCGCUUACGUAUUUAUCUGAUUAUGAUACACAAGCACAGCGACGGAAUGUACCUGUGCAGGUGGUAUGCGAUUGGUUGAAUAGACUUUACUCGACGCAUAAUACGCCACUGAUUCUUAUACGUUCCUUUGGUCUUAACAUGGUCGACAGAUUCACACCUUUGAAAAUUGCUGUCACUUCGAUGCUCUUAGGACCUUAUCGUUUACCGGACGUCAACGUAAACAAUGCACUGAACGUGGAAACAAAUGUCGACAACAUCACGCAAUUAGCAAUAACAACAGAAGCGAUAGCGAAGUAA